This is a messenger RNA of Trichobilharzia szidati, 924 nucleotides long. The record is from the annotation of a GenBank genome assembly. NCBI's taxonomy places the organism in Eukaryota, Metazoa, Platyhelminthes, Trematoda, Strigeidida, Schistosomatidae.
GUUUGACAUUAAAUUUGUCCUCGGUAGGUCAUGCCGUGUGCAGGUUUGCGUGGUUGCGGCAUGCGUUGUUUGCAAGCAUGUUUGAUGAAUAUAAAUGUAAAAUGUUGGUAUUCUAACGUUUUCUUUUACUUAUUUUGUGCAUGUACCAGGCUUGGUUUAUCAUACACUCGGUCUGUUGGCCUAUCGGUUGCUGGCGAUGUCAAGGAAUCCGUGAGUUCUAGGGCUUUUCUCGAUUUUAGGUUAUACAUGCAGCAUUUUAUUGAUGGAUAUUGCGACACAGAUGGAUGCUAAUUGACAACGCCUUUUUAGUUUAUUGCAGGUAGGCAAUGCGGGUGAAAGUACUGCUGACGUCAGUGGAAUUUUCGGUGAAAUUAUGCUGGGAAGGCGUUUCUUUAGUUGGGAGGAAUUUGAGAAUUCCUUAGGAGAAUUUCAACAAUUGUCCUGCACUCACUAUGUGCACAUUCAAAGCAAAACAACAGGGGACGACAGAUAUAAGUACGCUUACGUUUAUUUUAAAUGCACUUUUGGCGUGAACCGUGGAAAAGCUGGCCUGAAAUUGCGAAACAAGUCGUCUAAAUGUUGCAACUGUCUGUCUGCAUUUCGCGUAAUUUUGCGUGAUAGUGAAUACGUGAUAACAUCCCACAAAAUGGUCCACAACCAUUCAUGCACCAGUGUGUAUAUGCAGAAUGAUCCAUGGUCUAGACGACUGUCAGCGGAAGAGAAAGAAAAUGUAGAACCACUUCUUCACCAAUCACACAGCACGUCAGCAAUUGUGCCGCGAAAUCAAUGUGACUUAUACGUAACCAAUAGGAGGCUUAUUAAUGCGGGCCUGACGAGAAUUUGUGACAAAUAUGGGCGGACGUUUGCCGCAGAGUUCGCUGGAGAAGUAGUCGCUCAAAUCAACAAUGUUCUUGAUGUGUAAAC